CAAGGAGGUAAUUAUAUGAUGGUGCGUGUGUGAGAAAAAAAGUCAGCAUGCAUGCGCAGAAUGCAAGUAUUGUUUCUUCUGCACCUUGCAAGCUGUUGCGGCUCAAAGCUUGAGUGUCGGAGUCUGUAAGUAGCGAAGGCUGCAGCUCCAUGAGGCUCUUUGUGGUGCUGUUUGCAGUGCUGGCGGAGGCGGACGUCAAUCCAGAGGUUUGUGUCGACUGCGAUUCUGAGGACAUGGUGCUUUUGGCCCAUGCACACGUGGAGAAACAUCGCGACAGCUGCCCAGAGGUGGACGCGCUGCUGAAGGACUACGGCGAGAAGAUUGGCCCAACUGGAAAUCUCUUCGGUCUGGGCGAAGCCUGGCAAGAGGCGAAUGUUUGGAAAGGCUCCUAAAGUGAUGUGAGAUGCCGCAUGUGCACUACAGAGAACUUGUGUGCUAUGUGGCUCAAAUUGUUUUUCUUAGAAUGUGCCCGAUGGGUCGUGGCCUUCUUUGUUCUUCUUCCGGGGGGGUCGUUGAUCGGGAGGUCUCCCAAUUUUGGGUACACACGCCCAUGUACCAAAAAAGAAUCGAUCAACGCUUUUGAAGGUGCCAGCUUUCUACACCUGGAAGAGCUACUUAAGCGCUGUUUGCCAGUACAACAAGAUGGCGGUGGCCGACCAUGUACCGACCUUUCUGGGCGAAAGCGAAACGAAGGUGAAAGCCAUGACGGUGGUCGCCAUGAUGGCGAAUCUGAAGGUGGAAACCCUGCACUGGACCGCUUGCAAGGAACGAGUCCGCAUGGAAGAUGGCAGUUGCCCAUGCGACAAGGAUCCUGAUUGCAAAGGUGGCUGCUCCGGAGGCAAGAUCAACGACUACACAUCAGAGAAGGCCAAGAUUGCAGGCUUCACCAUCACCACCUGCAAUGGUGCAGACGCUCCAGCCGAUGGCUGUACCGAUUUCUGGGGGAACAAAGUGGAUCCCAAGAACUGUUGGUUCGGGCGAGGCGCCACGCAGCUCACCUGGCCCGGCAAUUACCAAGGCUUAGAGGCCAUCGUCCAGAAGGCCUCUUCAGUGGAUCUGUGUGCCAACCCGGAUAGCAUUUGCGACAAGGACCAAAUGGCGUGGCUGACGGCGAUCGCCUAUUGGCAACAAAACUCCAAGCCAUGGGACGAAGCGCAUACCUUCGAGUCCUCCCUGGAGGUGAUUCGGCCGGCGGACAAGUCGGCCAAUCCACAGCGCGAAAAGUACUACUGCGAAUGGUUGAAAGCUUUAGACAUUUCACCAGUGAAGCCAACGCCACGGCCGCCUAUGCCGGAUCACGGCAAGACAACGGUCAAGUCCGGUGAGGGAUGUUGGCAAAUUGCUGAUCGUUGUUGCGACGGCCAGGGCAAGGACUGGGCGAAGAUGAUUUGUCAUCCACCAGCAUGCAAUCCUGCACCAAUUGCUGGACAGACCAUCGAAUACAAUUGUAAAGGUUGUCCAUGAGGAAAGAUUGAUAUCCCGAGGAUCAUAUUUGGCGAUCUCGGAGAAAACCAUCUCACAAGAAGAUCUGGAGGUUUCAAUGCAAACCUUGCAAAAAAAUCAAAAAAAUAAAUUAAGAUAUUCAAAAUAUAAAAAGAGAACAAGAAGCUAAUUACUAGGAACAAGUGCAUCGCUUCUAGUAACAAAUGCCUUACUAGUAGUAACAAGGACGCUACUAGUAACAAGAAGCUCCAUUACAUCAAGCGGUGGCGGUAACCCUUCGGCCCAUUGCGCACAUC
Messenger RNA from Durusdinium trenchii, 1739 nucleotides. The record is from the annotation of a GenBank genome assembly. Lineage: Eukaryota; Dinophyceae; Suessiales; Symbiodiniaceae.